Messenger RNA from Formica exsecta, 2029 nucleotides. RefSeq names its product glycerol-3-phosphate acyltransferase 3 (gene Gpat4). Gene Ontology annotation, biological process: triglyceride biosynthetic process. Gene Ontology annotation, cellular component: endoplasmic reticulum. The coding region runs from base 51 to 1559 and encodes 502 amino acids. The record is from RefSeq and is a predicted model, not a curated record. The transcript is spliced from 9 exons. Gene Ontology annotation, molecular function: glycerol-3-phosphate O-acyltransferase activity. Lineage: Eukaryota; Metazoa; Arthropoda; Insecta; Hymenoptera; Formicidae.
GCAGGAAAGAGGUAUCGCGUCGAUGCUCUCGGCUCUCGGCAGUAAGCAAAAUGGCGUCAUUGUGGACGGUGAUGUCGUUCGCGUUUUCCUUGCUACUGACACCCUUCCUCAUGCUGUUGCUGGCGAUUGUAUUCCUCGCUUCCAUCGGCAAGUCUCUCGGUGUACGUAGGCUGUACAUCAAGCUGUUGCUGGCCCUCUUCGAGUACGGCAGACAAAACAUAGAAAAUGUAAAGAAGAGAAAUGGUAAUCGGGAUGCAGAUGAAAAUCUUAGUACAGAAGAGGGAUUCGAGUCACCGACGAUCAUGGAAAAAAAUUCAACAAUAACAUCGACAAAAGCAGAAAAUGGGUGUGCGGGCAACUCGGUGAUAGCCAGAUCGAAGGACUUCAUCUUAGUCCCAGAGCCAGAAAUGCACAAUCACAAGAAUCACGUUCAAGAAUCGAAUCUAAAAAACGAUCAACAAAAAACAUCAACGAUCGAUGAAGUCAAAGAGGACAGCCUAGAUCACAAAAAUUCGUUUGAAACACUAAAAGCCGGAUUUGCGCCAACAAGCUGCCUGGACUACAUCAGAGCGGGCGUUGAAGCUAUCAUAGAGGAUGAAGUGACAUCGCGAUUUGAAGCAGAAGAACUUAAGAACUGGAAUCUAUUAACACGAACGAAUAGAUAUUAUGAAUUUAUUUCCUGGAAGUUAACUUUCAUAUGGAUGUUCGGAUUCGUCAUGCGUUAUUGCUUCCUUCUGCCCUUAAGGAUAUUUAUUUGCUUUGUAGGGGUACUGUAUCUCGUAAUCGUAACAUGUUUAAUCGGCUUUUUAUCGAACGGCCGCGUAAAACAUUGGGCGAACAACCAGGCCUCCCUUAUUGCGUUCAGAAUAAUGUCACGUUCUAUUUUGGGUAUGAUCACAAUUCACAACCCAGAGUACAAACCAAAAAACGGAGGAGUGUGCGUGGCGAAUCAUACGUCCACUCUCGAUAUCUGCAUCUUAUCCACGCUAACGACAUUCUCUUUGAUAGGUCAGAGACAUGGUGGUUUCUUAGGAAUAUUACAAAGAGCUCUCGCUCGUGCCUCUCCACAUAUAUGGUUUGAACGCUCUGAAGUCAAAGACAGAGAAGCAGUUGCAAAGAGAUUAAAGAAGCAUGUAUCAGAUCCCACAAAUCCACCAAUACUCAUCUUUCCAGAGGGUACAUGUAUCAACAAUACAUCAGUUAUGCAAUUUAAAAAGGGCAGUUUUGAAGUGGACAGCGUUAUUUAUCCUGUGGCCAUAAAAUACGAUCCAAGAUUUGGCGAUGCAUUUUGGAAUAGCAGUCGAUAUUCGAUGAUACAAUAUUUGUAUAUGAUGAUGUCGAGCUGGGCGAUAGUUUGCGAUGUUUGGUAUCUCCCUCCUAUGUAUAGAAAGGAGGGGGAGAGUGCCAUCGAUUUUGCGAAUCGGGUGAAAUCUGUGAUAGCGCGGCAAGGUGGUCUCGUCGAUCUGCAAUGGGAUGGUCAAUUGAAGAGGAUGAAGCCAAAGAAGGAAUGGAGGGAAAAGCAGCAAGAGGAAUUCAGUAAACGAUUUAAAAUUGAAUAAACUCAUUGUUUCUAGUCAUUUUUAACACUUCAUAAUGCACAUAUUACAUGAUAUUUGUUUGUUUAAACAAAAUCAUUUCAUUUAAUUGGCUCGGUAAUCACACAUUGUUUUUCUGCAUCCAUCAUCAUCAUCAUCAUCAUCACCAAGGAAAUCUAUGUUCCAUUAGUUUGCAUCAAGUUUUAGAUGUAGAUCUUCGCAGAUAUGACAGUUUGCACUUUCUUGGCAAAUUUCUAAAUGCGAAUAGAUUGACAGCUAUAAUUUUGACGCGCGCAAAGUAACGUUAUAUUGUGUACAUUUAUAAUUAUGUGAAUGUAACUUUUUAAUUUAAUUUUUAGACAGUUAUGCGAUAUGGCUUAGAUGCGUUGACAGAUUCAAAUUUUCAUUUAGUUAAGUUCUCAAGAAGUGCAAACAUGAUAUUUGCUAGUUUUUAAUGCUAAUAAGGUUCAAUGAUUGCAAAAAGGCAUUACGAA